Messenger RNA from Daucus carota subsp. sativus, 1227 nucleotides. Its product is annotated as mechanosensitive ion channel protein 10-like. The transcript is spliced from 5 exons. Gene Ontology annotation, cellular component: plasma membrane. Gene Ontology annotation, biological process: monoatomic anion transport; detection of mechanical stimulus. The coding region runs from base 1 to 1227 and encodes 408 amino acids. NCBI's taxonomy places the organism in Eukaryota, Viridiplantae, Streptophyta, Magnoliopsida, Apiales, Apiaceae. Gene Ontology annotation, molecular function: mechanosensitive monoatomic ion channel activity. The record is from RefSeq and is a predicted model, not a curated record.
AUGAAUACUUUUGCUAUUCAUUUUGUUACGAGUACGCUUGCUACUUUUGUGAUUGCCAAUGGGAUGUGGAUGUUUAAAAUUUUAAUUUUGAAGGUAUUGGACUGUCGUUUUCAUGACAAAAAUUUCUUCCAGAACAUGAAAAACCAGAUCUCUCAUGAGUACAUUCUUCAGACCCUACUGAGACCUACAAGAGAAUUUAACGAUUCUAGUAACAGUACCGUGGGUGCUCAAUUGAAAUGGAUCAAAGGAUCAUUUGCUAAUAUGUUGCUUCUUCUGUGCACAAGGUUACAUACUGUCUGUGAUGCACUAGACAGCUCUAAUUCUGUCAACGAGGAUCAAGUUGACAGCGUUAUUUCUAUGGUUUUUAAGAAUUUAACAAACAACGAGCACAGGGGUAUACGAGAAACUGACCUUUUAUGCAUCAUGAAGACCGAAGGUAUAACAGAUGUCCUAAAGUUGUUCGAAGGAGCUGCAGAAACAAAAAGCAUCAGUGCAGCUUCUUUAAGAAAGUGGAUGGUGAAACUUAGCAAUGAGCGCAAACUUUUGGUUCAUUUCUUACAUAAGACUAGCACUGUGAUAGAUGAGUUGAAUAAAGUUAUCUUGGUGAACUUAAUUUCCAUGGGAGCUCUUGCAUGGUACCUUCUGAUGGGGUUUGGAACAACCAGAUUUUUAGUCUACAUCUCAUCUGAUCAUCUAUUGCUGUUGGUAUAUAUAUUUGGAAAUUUCUGCAAAAUGAUUUGCGAAGGUAUUAUGCUUGCUAUUGUUAUGCAUCCGUUUGACAUUGGCGACCUUUGUAUAAUUGACAAUGAGCAGUUGGUCAUUGAAAAUAUAGGGCUUAUCAGUACAUAUUUCUUGAAGGAUAACAACUGGAAAGUGCAGUGUCUGAAUUCUGUAUUACUCACAAAGUUUAUCAGCAAUUUAAACCGGAGCUCUGAGUUAACUGAUAAUUUUGAGAUUCUUAUCAGUAGUACAACUUCCUCGGAAACUACUGCAGUUCUAAAGCUUAAGAUAGACGAAUUACUAAGGAGUAAUCCUGAAAGUUGGCUUGCUGAGCACUGUUUCAACAUUUUAGUCAUAGAUGACGUGAAAGCUAAAUAUAAUCUCGUUAUCACUCAUGCCAAAAAAUUUCAGAAUUACAAUGAGAAGAAAUGCCAAAGAUCUGAGUUUGUUCAAAAGCUGGGAACGGUUUUGGAAGAGCUUAAUAUUCAGAACUUUACCAUUCAGUAA